AUGCCCAGUCCAAGUGUAACUGAUAUUGAUCUGUUGCGGAACAAUAUUGAGUUUGCCUCGAUUUCCCAAUUCUUCCACACAUUCCAUUCUGCAUUCACUCCAUGGCCUGCUACUACCCCUUCUGGUGCUGAUGAAUCUUUCCUCAUUUACAACAAAUACAAUUCAGCAGAAUCCUCUAGAUUCUCAACAGAGGAUCUUGAACAUAUGAUCCUUGAUGUUACUCAACGCCAUCGGUUUGAAGAGCUUAUUGUUCGAAUGCUCCGGUUAUUGACCAGAAACAGAUUUAUCACACAUGAAACUUGGCAGAUGUAUUUUGCUCGCGAAUGGGACAGACGAAUCUCUGAAGUACCAAACCCAUUCCAUACAGACAAUUAUGAAGCAACACAAGAAAUCCGCAAUUUCUUUACAUUUCCUUUGGAUACAAAAGUUCACCUAUUGCAUGUCUUGUGUGAAUGGUAUUUUGAGGAUCCGGAAAGACUUCGAGAACAUUUGUCAGGCGAUGAAGAUGAAGACGAAGAAGCACAAUGGAGAGUCGAUCCCAUUGGUUGUGAUUCCAAAGGAAACAUAUUCUACCUCUUUGAUGACAAUCGGCUUUACCAACAAUCAAUCCACAAACCAAAGACCAAACCUCAUUCUGCAAUAAAAAAAGCUCAGGCCAGAAAGGGAACUCGCCACAGUGCACGAAAUGCUGACUUAUCCCAGAUAGAAACACCAACUGUAGAGGAAAUAUGGAUGCCUUGGAGACUAGUCUGUCAGACAAGCUCUGACUGGGAAAUGUUUCCAUCCCGUUAUUCCAACAGCACACAUAUCGACGAAAAGAAAUUUUAUCGUGCCCUUAUAGAAGACGUGAUUCCCAAGGUAUUACCCGUGCUUUUGGAUCACGAGAAAGAAUUGAAGAAACAGGAAGCACUUUUGCACAGAAAACGCAGUUCUCGCCUUAUGGUCCGUGAGCUGGCUUCUCUGGUACCAUCAUCUACCGACAUUGAUUUGACAGAGAAGAGAGCGUCCAGAAGAGAAGAAAACGCUAGACGUAGAGAAGAAGCAGAAAAGGAAUCAGCAGCAAAAGCUCGCGAAGAAAGAUUGUUGGAUCGAGAACGACGAUUGCAUGAGCGGGAAAUGGCCAGACUCGAACAGGAUGGCAAGACAGAUUCUUUGGAUUUAGCAACAAAAGCAGCCGCAGUAGAAAGAGCAGGUGUAUCAACAGACAAGAAAAAUAAUAACAAAAACUACAACAACAACAACAGCAACAGCAACAGCAAGAAGCGAAAGAGGACUAAAGCUCAAGAAAAAGAAGAAGAAAGCAACUGGACGUUUGAUUGUGUGUGUGGAUUGUCUGGACAAAAUGUGGACGAUGGUAGUCCCAUGAUUGCCUGUGAACGUUGUGGUGUAUGGCAACAUAUCCAGUGCCUACGAAAAUCGAUGCAGAUUAACAAAUAUAUGAAGAGCCUGGAUAACUACGAGUUCAUAUGUCAAGACUGUAAAAGGCCACCUCCUUUCAAAUCGGAAAUACCCCAAAAAGACCAAAUUAUGACAGAACAACAGCCUAAUCCAGUGUUUAUUUCAACUUUACAGCCGGUGACUCAACCAUCCUCAUCACAACCGCCACAACCUCCACUACCGCUGCCACUACCAACUGUAACGUCACAAACAGUAUUACCACCAGCAGAAGCACACAUUGAAACAGCACCAACUGUAGUACCAUCAGAAACACCAACUGUAAUACCAUCAGAAACACCAACUGUAGCAGCACCAGAAUCACUAGCGCCACUGGCAGAAGCACCAGUAGAAACUCAAACACUAAAAGAUACUCUUAUUAAUGUCGCACAAGAUACUACAGUUCAGGUUCCACUUUACCCAACUGUCGAUUCAACUACCAUUCAACCAUUGUCAACUCAACAACCUAGCCCCCAAAACCAAUUGAAUUACAAUGCUUAA
Phycomyces blakesleeanus NRRL 1555(-) is the source of this 1935-nucleotide messenger RNA. RefSeq lists its product as hypothetical. Gene Ontology annotation, biological process: regulation of DNA-templated transcription. Lineage: Eukaryota; Fungi; Mucoromycota; Mucoromycetes; Mucorales; Phycomycetaceae. The coding region runs from base 1 to 1935 and encodes 644 amino acids. The record is from RefSeq and is a predicted model, not a curated record. The transcript has 8 exons. Gene Ontology annotation, cellular component: RSF complex.